AUCAAGAUCAAGUCUCAGAAUAUCAAUUUUUCAUUCGGGAGCGCUAAUAUUUUUUCAAACCAUUGUGCGAUUCCAUAAACACAGAAUAUAAUGCCUACGAAUUCUUUUCUAAGUAUUUUCGCAAUCUUUGCAUUCUUUCUGAGUUCUGAUAAGAGCGAGCGCUUUGUUGUGUUUGUGUUGUUACAAGUAGUCUCAGUUGAUUCAUGAUGGCGGAAUGCAAGUUCUCAAGUUGUUAUCUCGUCAAUAGACCGGCGUGUGCACGAAAAAUGUGAAUUUGUGACUUCUAAGUUCUACUCAAGUCUUACAGACCUAAAUUCACCAAUUUUAUUUUGAUUCAUAUACUCGUGCACAGUUUAAUUAGACGUUCUUGCUGUAUGAUGUGAGUUUACUUUACCGCAAGAGCUCAUAGCAGUUCAACUCAACUUCAACUUCAUCGUGGAUUAUCGGCGAUCGUGUCUCAUCAGUGCACCAUCAAUUCGAGCGUACCUGUUUGUCUAAUUUUUUCACAUUUAGUCGAAACCUGGUUGAAACAGCGUGCCAAACAAACCACAAAACCUUUGAGGUGAAUUGCACAUUAUCAUCAUGCCACGACAACCGGCUGAUAACGGGCGACACACGUUGCACCACCUUCUUGCCCUCUGUUUGAUCUCUUACUCUUCUUGUCAUCGUCUUCGUCUAUCUGCUUCCUUUUCCACGUGGAUACCGGCUUCAGUAAAUUCUUCUGUCCCUCACUAACCUCUGACUCUGCUUUUCCGCUGCUCUAACUUUCCAUAUCGCUAUCAUGGCUCCAGUCCGAUACCGGAAUCGAAAGACUCAUCAUGCUACAAGCAAUGCACUAAAAAGCAAAGAUAACUUCAAGAAUAAUAAUUCUUCAUCAUCUGCCCCUUGUGUAAAGCAAGGAAUAGUGCGUAAAGCUCCUCAGGACUUCAAUGUCAUGUAUCCUAGUACUGGAACUGUUUUCAAAAUUUUACUCUCUGCAAGAUUUUGUGCUGCUAUAUGGAGUAUAAUAUCAGACUGUGAUGAAACUUUCAACUAUUGGGAACCGAGUCAUUUUCUAAUAUUUGGUAGCGGGUUCAAAACAUGGGAGUAUGAUGUCAAGUAUUCUCUCCGCUCCUACUCAUUCAUAUCAUUUUUCACUUUUCCUGUCUAUUUGUAUGAGUUUUUUUUGAAGCCGAACAAAGUUUUGCUCUUCUACUUUGUGAGAUGUAUCUUGGCAUUCUCUUCAGCAUUUUGCGAAGUUUGCCUGUACAAAGGAGUUUGUUGGGAAUUUGGUGUGCAUGUUGGAAGACUGAUGCUAAUUUUCCUUCUGUUUAGUCCAGCCAUGUUUAUAUCUUCAACUGCAUUUUUGCCCUCAAGUUUUUCCAUGCACAUGACUUCUGUCUCAUUUGGUCUGUGGUAUCAACGAAAAUAUAAAGGUGCCAUUCUUGCAACUGCUUGUUCUGCACUGUUCAGCUGGCCAUUUGCUGCUGUUAUCGGGAUUCCUAUUGCCUUAGAUAUGCUUUUUUUGAAGAAAAAAGUAGUUUCUUUUAUAUCCUGGAGUGCCAUUUCAGUACUGGUGUUUGUGCCAAUGCAAAUCGUAAUUGAUGCUCAAUUUUACAACAAGUUCACCUUUACUCAACUGAAUCUAAUUUUUUACAAUAUUUUCUCAUCUCACGGGCCCACAUUAUACGGCACGGAACCUUGGUACUUUUACAUCAUCAAUUGUUUUCUAAAUUUCAAUAUCGUGUUUUUGGCAGCUUGUUUUGCACCUUUAGGGUUGCUGUUGGUAAAAUUGUUUGUCCCAUGCAAAUCUCGAGAUGAAGGGUAUCUGUCUGUCUACUUGACAAUCUUAUCUUUUGCCUUAUGGUUUGGCAUUUUUAUCGCACAGCCGCACAAGGAGGAAAGAUUUCUGUUCCCAAUCUAUCCGCUCAUCUGUCUGGUAGGAGCCAUUGGUUUGGAUACCUUCCAAAAAUUGUGGUUCAGAUUUAUUGUCCGAUCAGGCACUCACUACUUGAAGCAUACAUUUUAUCUGUGGGUGCCUGCUGUCACUGUUUUCAUUCUGCUUGGACUGUCUCGUAUUUUUGCACUUAGCAGAGGAUAUCAUGCCCCAAUUGAUACAUAUAUGGAACUAAGUGGGAUUCAUGCCGAUAAUGCAGUAAAUGCUCCUCCUGGUCAAACCAUCAAUGUUUGUGUAGGAAAAGAGUGGCACCGAUUCCCAAACUCAUUCUUCUUACCCUCUGAUCAGUGGCAACUACAUUUCAUCAAAUCAGAAUUCAAAGGACAGUUACCAGAUAAAUUUGAAAAAGAUGCUAACGGGAAGCCCAAGCCAUCAGCUUUUGUGAAUGAUGGAAAUUUGGAAGAACCAUCCAGAUAUGUUGACCCUCAUAUCUGUCAUUUUCUAGUUGAUCUCGACAAUGGUGUUGAUUCAGAGCUAGAGCCCAAUUACUCAGCUCACUCAGAUGACUGGCUUAUUGUUAAAUCAGUUCCUUUCUUAAAUGCUGCAAAAUCAAAUCGAAUUUUGCGAGCAUUUUACAUUCCUUUUCUCUGGAAUAGCAACGAAUUUGGAUCCUACAAUCUACUAGCAUCCAAAAAGAAGUUUCAGUCCAAAGCUCAUUCUUUCAGCUACAGGAAGAAGAAUGGAUAACUUGCAACCAAACACUAAGGUAUGAAAAUUAAUCAUCGGGAAUUGUACAUUGAACUUGUUAAGCUCUAUGUGCAGAAUGCAGAUGUAAUUUCUAUCAUCAACUGCCUGCAUAACUUAUUUUUACAAGUUGAGUUUCAGUACUUGUUAAGGGGCAGUAUUUUUAAGUUAGCACAAGGAACAAUCCUCUUUCCAAGUUUAAAUGGCCUAUGACUUCUA
This is a messenger RNA of Bemisia tabaci, 2839 nucleotides long. NCBI's taxonomy places the organism in Eukaryota, Metazoa, Arthropoda, Insecta, Hemiptera, Aleyrodidae. The record is from RefSeq and is a predicted model, not a curated record.